UUGGCAGUUAUGAGAACCCAAAGGAGGGAAUAGUAGCGGAGCACCCUUAUGGUGCAAAGCAUCAGCCAGGAAACGUGGUUUUAGGCUGAAAAAUUAAAGGUGGUAUUAUGGGGUUUCACCUUAACCUGCAAAGUCAGCCUGGAAUCUGAAAGUCAAACAGGGCUCUCUCUGGCUUGUACAUUGUCAACAAUAGAGAUUCUGCAACCUGAUUUAGGUCACCCUUCCGUUAAUAGUGUGAUACAGCUCCAGGAGAGUAAGCUAUGUUGUCUUUUCAGUGCAGUCCAGGCAGGAAUAAAACGUUUAUUCAGCAAAGACUUCUGCACUGUGUUGACUUUCAGUGAAGUCACUGGGACAACACACAGUGCAUGGCAUUAAAUACCUAAGUCUGCAGGAUGAAGCACUAUGUCCCAGAUAAAAACAGAAGAUGAACUGAUCCUUUUUGAAAAAGAGAUCAAAGAAUUUUGGACGAAAUUCAAAAGCAUUUGUGGUAGUGAACACGUCAAUCAGACUUUGGGACUAAGAGAAUCAUGCAAGGAGUCCAUAAAAGCACUCUCAGAGAAGUGGUCCAAGAAGUUAAAAGAAGGGGAUCUAAUGAUUGACAAAAUUCAGGAAUACAGAAAUGAGAUCCUCCAGCAGAACAUAUGCAUUGAAGAAAAGCAAGAGAACUUAACUGAAAUUAAUUCCAAAAUAAAGCAUGAAGAAGAACAAAAGAGAGACUUUAUUGAUCGCAUCCAAGAGCUCAAGGAAGAGUUGUCCAGAAAAAAGGAAAUUAUAUCUACUAAAAACAAGGCCACCAAAGAGAGGCUGGAAAGAUUGAGUAAGUCUAAAGAACUGUUUGAAGAGCGGCUUGGGCUAGAAAUACGCAGAAUUCAUGAUGAACAGUUGCAGUUUAUAUUUCGAUGUAUUGACCACAAAGAUCCUGACAAGCCAUACACGUUUACUCUCUCUAUAAACGAACAGGGAGACUAUGAAGUGACAAGCAGCUCUCCUCCUCUGGAUUGUAUAGCAGAACUCCAGCUAAAAGUGAGAGAAACCAACAACUUUGCUGCAUUUAUUGCCAACAUCAGAAAAGCUUUUACAGCUUUGUCUUAUAAGUAAUCUGCAACUAUAUGUAAAAUUGGCUUCAUACCUCUCUUCCUGUUCCUGUGUGCAUUCCCUGCGCUUCCUUUUGUAUUAACAGAACAGUGGAGUGAAAGGAAAUAUUUAUGUAUGUUU
Molecule: messenger RNA, 1215 nt
Organism: Trachemys scripta elegans
Lineage: Eukaryota; Metazoa; Chordata; Testudines; Emydidae
Gene: SPC25
Product: SPC25 component of NDC80 kinetochore complex
Exons: 7
Coding region: 403-1098 (231 amino acids)
Biological process (GO): chromosome segregation
Cellular component (GO): Ndc80 complex
Source: RefSeq, a predicted model, not a curated record